Pocillopora damicornis (cauliflower coral) is the source of this 3581-nucleotide messenger RNA. RefSeq names its product multidrug resistance-associated protein 1. Gene Ontology annotation, cellular component: membrane. The record is from RefSeq and is a predicted model, not a curated record. Lineage: Eukaryota; Metazoa; Cnidaria; Anthozoa; Scleractinia; Pocilloporidae. Gene Ontology annotation, molecular function: ABC-type transporter activity; ATP binding; ATP hydrolysis activity. Gene Ontology annotation, biological process: transmembrane transport.
GAGUUCUGGUUGAAGAUGCUUGUGGCUUUGAGCCUAGUGAAACUGAUUCGUUACUUGGUAGGAAUAAAAAGGAGAAAAAAUCACCGAGCAACAAAAGAAAACCUUCGCUUUUGAAGGUUUUAGUCAAGAUGUACGGAUGGAAGUUUCUACUAGCCGCUAUCUUUAAACUGUUCCACGACUGCUUUUUGUUUGUACAGCCUCAGUUAUUAAGAAUGCUUAUUGAAUACAUAGAAGACAAGUCCUCCACUGAGAAAAUGUGGAUGGGCUAUGUAUACGCUGGGUCCAUGUUUGUGUCAGCAACUUUGCAGUCCCUCGUCCUUCAACAGUAUUUCCAUAUAAUGGUCACACUUGGUAUGAAAAUUCGUUCAGCUGUUACUGGUCUUAUAUAUGAAAAGGCUCUGGUAUUGUGCAACGAAUCACGGUCGAAAUCAACCGCUGGAGAAAUUGUGAACCUGAUGUCAGUGGACGCGCAAAGGCUGAUGGAUGUGAUGACAUAUCUAAACAUGAUAUGGUCUGGGCCCUUCCAAGUUGGAGUAUCAUUGUAUUUUCUUCAUCAAACCAUGGGCUGGCCGAUUUAUGCUGGCUUAGGUGUGAUGGUGAUUUUCACUCCAAUUAAUUUCUUGAUCGGCAGAAUGGUGAACAAGUUGCAGGUGAAGCAAAUGUUGGAGAAGGAUGGACGGAUAAAGAUAAUUAAUGAAGUUCUCAAUGGAAUCAAGGUUCUAAAGCUCUAUGCGUGGGAAGAAUCUUUCUUGUCAAUAAUUAACAACAAGCGACGCAAGGAACUCUCAUUUCUUCUGAAGUCUCAAAUCUGGAAAGUUUUCUUGAAUUUCGUUUACAACAGUUUGCCUAUCAUGGUUGCUGUUACAACGUUUGCUGUUUACGUUCUCAUAGGCAACAGUCUGACCGCAUCCAAAGCGUUUGUGGCCUUGUCGCUCUUUGGAAUUUUGCGUUUUCCUCUUGGUUUCUUUCCAGAUGUGAUUGCAACUUGCAUACAAGCACGGGUCUCGGUCAAGCGCAUAGAAAAGUUCUUGGAUUUAGAAGAACUGGACCCAAACAAUGUUCUAAGGACGUCACCAACACAGCUUACUUCGGAAAUGAUUGGCGUCAAAAGUGGUGUAUUUGGAUGGAACAGAAAGGAUGCACCUAAAAUUCAUGGUAUCAACCUAAACAUUCCAAAGGGCUCCCUGGUUGCAGUCGUUGGUCAGGUUGGAUGCGGAAAAUCUACUUUGCUUUCCUCUCUUCUUGGUGAAACAGAGAAGUUGAAUGGCACCAUUUAUGUUGACGGAUCUGUGGCGUAUGUUUCCCAGCAGGCCUGGAUACAGAACGCCACUAUACGAGACAAUGUCCUGUUUAAUAAGGCCAUGGAUCCAACUCGUUAUGAGCAGGUUAUUGACUCAUGCGCCUUGAGAAGUGAUUUGAAAAUUCUUCCAGCGGGUGACUCCACGGAAAUAGGAGAACGGGGCAUCAACCUCAGUGGUGGACAAAAACAACGAGUAAGUCUAGCACGCGCAGUUUAUUUCAACGCUGAUAUCUACUUACUGGAUGAUCCGCUCAGUGCUGUGGACGCUCAUGUUGGACGAAAAUUAUUUCUAAAUGUCAUUGGACCUAAUGGAAUGCUUAAAGAUAAGACUCGAAUCUUUGUUACCCAUGGCAUCAACUUUUUACCUCAAGUGGACCACAUCAUCGUUCUUCAGGACGGUUUCGUCUCAGAGGAAGGCACGUACACUGAACUUCUGGAAAACUCAAGUGCCUUUGCCGAUUUCUUACAAGCUUACAGAUCAGAGGAGAACUGUGAAACUGAUGUUCAUGAUGAGAACGAAAUCGACGAAGCGCUUCAAGAAAGCACUGAUAAUGUUUUCAACAGAAAAGAAACACUACCUUCGUUGAAAGGUCACGAGCAUAAUCAAGGGAGUAAUAAUAGUAAUGCUGGAAAAACGAUAACAGAGGAAAUAUCAAAGACUGGAGGGGCAACGUUUUCCUUAUUGUUUUCUUACAUCAAGUCCUCUGGCAUACAUUGGUUUGUCCUCUCUCUGUUCUUUUUCGUGGUAAUGGAAGCGUGCUCUGUGGCUACAGGAGUAUGGUUAGCCCACUGGAGCGCAGCAAACGUGACCACAAACCAUCAAAGGGACUUUUAUCUAUUAAUCUAUGGAAGCAUCGGAUCGGGUCAGACCCUCUUUACCCUUUUGUACUCCUUGGCAUUGUUUAUAGGGGCGAUUAGAGCUUCUCGAAUACUUCAUCGUAAAUUAAUCGUGAACAUCUUGCGGCUACCGAUGAUGUUCUUUGAUACGACACCGAUUGGUAGGAUUAUGAACCGGCUGUCGAAGGAUAUUUAUUGCAUUGAUGUGACAAUUCCAUUAUCUCUGAAGUCGUUCUUACAGAUGUUUUUUGAUGUCCUUGGGAUGUUGGUAGCUGUUAGUUACGCCACACCACUCUUCCUGACUGUUGUUCCUCCUUUGGGAGCACUUUAUUUUUACAUACAGAGAGUAUACGUAGCUACAUCGAGACAGCUGAGAAGAAUCGAGUCAGUGAGUCGAUCACCUAUAUACAGUCACUUCCUGGAAACAAUCACCGGUGUCAGCACCAUACGGGCUUUCUCACAACAGCAGCGCUUCAUCCGGGAUAAUUAUAGGAAAUUAGAUGAAAACCAAGAAGCACAUUAUUUGGCUGUUACUGCUGACAGAUGGUUAUCUCUUCGUUUGGAAUUCAUCGGCAAUUGCCUGAUCCUGUUUGCAGCGUUGUUUGCAGUAAUCAGCCGAGAAAAGAUCAGUGGAGGUCUUGUAGGACUCUCUGUAACCUAUGCGGUUCAGAUAACUCAAAAACUUGCCUGGAUGAUUAGAAUGUCAAGUCAACUGGAAACCAACUUAGUAUCAGUUGAGAGGGUGAAGGAGUAUUCUGAUGCCCAGACAGAGGCAGAAAGAGUCAUUCCUGAUAGCCGGCCGUCUCGUGUUUGGCCACAGCAGGGAAUAGUUUUAUUUGAUAACUUCCAGUUGCGAUACAGAGAAGGACUUCCACUGGUUUUGAGAAAGAUAACCUUUAUAAUCAAGCCAGCUGAAAAGAUUGGCAUUGUGGGUCGAACAGGAGCAGGGAAAUCGUCCUUGGCCUUAGCCUUGUUUCGUAUUCUUGAGAGAUCAGGCGGUAAAAUUGUCAUCGAUGGUGUUGAUAUUGCCACCAUUGGACUCAGAGAUCUCCGUGCGCGGCUUACCAUAAUUCCACAGGAGCCCGUGUUAUUUUCUGGAACUCUCCGUCUAAACUUGGAUCCGUUCAAUGGACAUGUGGAUGAAGAGCUUUGGAGAGUAUUGGAAGUGAGUCAUUUGAAAAGAUUUGUGAUGAGUUUGAGUGGAGGACUUCAGCACGUUAUAGCUGAAGGAGGCGAAAAUCUCAGUGUUGGCCAGCGACAGCUGGUUUGUUUAGCGCGUGCACUUCUCCGUAAAAGUAAGAUUCUGGUUCUGGACGAAGCAACGGCCGCGGUGGACCUGGAAACUGAUGAACUCAUUCAACAAACGAUUCGACGGGAGUUUGCUGACAGUACAGUGUUCACCAUCGCCCACAGGCUAAACACCAUCAUGGACUACGACAGGUAA